CUGUAUUUCAUGGGAAUGAUUCUGAAAUGGUCAACCUUCCUUUCAAUACUACCGGAGUUUCUCCAAAUGUUUCUAAAAUACCAGAAAUUUUUUCUUCUCCUUUUGAUCAACCGUUUGAUAAUGUAACACUAAAUGUUCUCAAUGGAUUCUUUGCCCUUAUUUGCAUUUUAGGCCUGGUGGGAAAUGGAAGGACAAUUUAUCUCCUGGCCUUUUCCAUUAAGAGGAAUCCUUUCACCACUUUCAUCCUGAAUCUCUCCAUCGCUGAUUUUGGGGUCCUCACAUCCCUCAUUACUGCAGCUAUAUUUGUGUCAGUGUUUACUUUGAGUCGCAGAACAUACGUUAGCGAUAUCUUUUUCUUCUUACUUUUUGAGCUCUACUGCUUCACCUAUUCUGCCAGCCAGUUUCUGCUGAUGGCCAUCAGCCUGUAUAGGUGUGUGGCUGUCCUCUUCCCACUCUGGCAUCGCUGCCAUCGUCCACCAUAUUUAUCCACUCUUGUUUGUAGCCUCAUCUGGAUCCUGUCCUUCCUGCUCUCUGCAGUGCACUUCAUUCUCCACCAAACCAGGGCCUUUGGAAGUUCACCUGUGCUUUACCAGCUGAUUGUGAAUGGUUUACUUUGUACACCUCUCAUGGUUGUGUCCACUGUGACUCUCUUGAUUCAUAUGAGAUCUAAAUCUCAACGCAAUCAAAGGAAACUUCUCAUCACUAUCUCUCUGGCUCUCCUUUUCUUCCUCCUGCUUUCUCUCCCAAUGAAUGUCUUUUAUGUCAUUGAAUAUUUUGAUACCUAUAAUAUCCUCAUUAUGACCAUUGGGCUAGGAUGUGCCACUCUCAACAGCAGCAUCAACCCACUCCUUUAUUACUUAGUGGGGAGGAAGAAGAAAGGAAAGGAUAAGCACAGAGCAUCUUACAAGGUUGCUCUGCAAAGAGUUUUCAAGGAUGAGAAGGGAAGCUCGGAGCAGCAGGAAACCAUGAAGGAAGACCAGUUAUGAAGACUCAUAAAUAUUGCAUAUACAAUAUUGCAUAUUAAGCUACAAUUUUAUUUGACACAUCAUAGAUGCUUUCCUUAAGAACAUACAGAUGUGAUACAAUUUACUGAGCAAAGUACUUAAGAACAAAACUAUGUAAACCGGAAGUAUUGCUGUGCCCAUAAUUUUCAAUCCAAAGAAGCUGUUUAGCACAAAAUGUGACAUUUUUUUAUCUUGAAAAAUUUCAGACAUGGUAUCAUUCAAUUAUAUUUUAUCACAAGUUUAUUAUUAAUAAUCAUUAAUUAGUGGGUUUCUUUUUUGACAAAACAUAUGUAGCUUCUGUAAUAGUAAGCUUUCUCUCCUGGCACUCUUUUACAAUGAUUUCAAAUACUUUACUAGUUGGCACAAACCUCACCUGGCAGAGUUCGGGAACAGAAGAACCUUAAUAGUCUUUCCUUCUCUUCAGGGUUUGU
Molecule: messenger RNA, 1435 nt
Organism: Notechis scutatus (mainland tiger snake)
Lineage: Eukaryota; Metazoa; Chordata; Lepidosauria; Squamata; Elapidae
Source: RefSeq, a predicted model, not a curated record